Molecule: messenger RNA, 1200 nt
Organism: Kwoniella shivajii
Lineage: Eukaryota; Fungi; Basidiomycota; Tremellomycetes; Tremellales; Cryptococcaceae
Exons: 11
Coding region: 1-1200 (399 amino acids)
Biological process (GO): nucleophagy; autophagy of mitochondrion; autophagosome assembly
Cellular component (GO): cytosol; phagophore assembly site
Molecular function (GO): Atg8-family ligase activity
Source: RefSeq, a predicted model, not a curated record
AUGAACAACCCACUCCUGACCCUCCAAAGUCAAUAUGCCGCUGUAAGAGACUACAUGUCUCCCGUCUUGAGGGAAAGCAAAUUCAAAGAACACGGUCGUAUCACUCCUGAGGAAUUUGUCGUGGCUGGUGAUUUCUUAGCAUACAAAUUCCCAGUAUGGCAAUGGGAACAAGGUAGUAGUCAACGUGAUUUCUUGCCUAAAGAUAAACAAUAUCUUAUCUGUAGAAAUGUACCUUCACUUCGAAGAGCUGCAGCGUUGGAUUAUACGGAUCAAGAUGAGGACGCUGAGAAGCUUCUCAGCUUCUUGGAUGAGGCAGAUGAAGAUAAACCGAAAAAUGAUGACGACGAUUGGGUAGCUACCCAUAUUGGAAGAGCACCCCAAGCACCACCAACUGAUAUGGAUGAAAUUCCUGAUAUUUCUGAUUCACCCACCAUUUCGCCUCAGACUCAACCUCAGCCCCCUACUGCAUCGUUAGCAGGAUUGAAUCUCGGUGAAAAAGAAGGUCCAUUAGAAGUCGAAGAAAUCCCUGAUAUAGAUGAUAUACCUGAUAUGGAUGAGGAAGGCGAAGGAUUGGAAGAUGUAGAAGAUGAAGCUGCGGUUAGGAUCGUACAUCCAAGCGAAGCCGAUAUUCAAUCGACUGCCAAACAGAAUCUACUUCAAGUGAGAACUUAUGAUAUUGCAAUUGCGUAUGAUAAGCGAUAUUCUACCCCUAGAUUAUGGUUACGUGGAUGGGACGAGAGUAAGCGCCCUCUUACUGCGGCGCAAGUAUUCCAAGAUGUGCCCUCCGACCAUGCUUUCAAGACAGUAACGAUGGAAGCAUUUCCUCAUACAGGUGAACAAAUGGCUUCUGUCCAUCCAUGUAAACAUGCAAGUGUGAUGAAAAAAUUCAUCGAUAGGAUGGAAGCUUCUCAGUUAGCUCAAUUGGGAGAAUCAUCUUCCGGUCCUGGAGAGAUUGCAAAGUCUAGUGGAAGUGGUGAUGGAAAGAAGAAAUGGGGUAUAUCAGGUAUGGUCAGAAGAGUUACUGGAAACGUGCCCUCAUCAACGAAAGAAGGAAAGAAAGUUGACAACGAAUAUGAAAGUGGUGAAGGAGAAAGAGAAAGAGGCGUCCAAGUUGAUAUGUAUAAUGUUAUUUUCCUCAAGCUUAUGAGUUCAAUCUUACCUUCCAUCGAGAUUGAUAGUACCACUUCUACCGCACUCUAA